CUCUUCGAUCGCCAAUCUAUGCACCACCACCAUGAGCUCUUCUUCUAAAGCGAGGGCCGAGCAGGCGAAAGCGCGGGCUGAAGAGAAGUUCCGGCGGAGGGACGUGGCGGGGGCGCGAGCGGCCGCCCUCGACGCCAAGUCCCUCUUCCCCGGCCUCCCCGGCCUCGCCCCGGCCCUCGCGGCGUACCAAGUCCACUUCUCCGCCGCCACGAGACGCCUCCCGACCGGCGCCGUCGACUGGCACGCCGUCCUCGACGUCCCGCGCAACGCGGCGGCCGACGCUGUCAAGCGGCAGUUCAAACGCCUGUGCCUGCUCACCCACCCCGACAAGAAUGCCUCCGCCGCGGCCGACGGCGCUUUCAAGCUCGUCGUGGAGGCUUACGAGAACGUCUCGGCCGCUUUCGCGCGCGCACCGCCUGCUACCACCGGCAGUAGACAACGAGGCGCGGCUGGAGAACAGUCAGGACCUGGGGUUUCAGGUUUUCAUUCUUACCCCACCGGCAGCAGACCCGGCACUUCGGCUUCUGCUUCUUCUUCUUUCUCCGGUCGCCGACCGGGCCCUAAUUUUUCGGGUUUUUCUUCCUUCCCUACCGGCAGCAGACCACAGCCAUCGACUUCGGCUUCAGAUUCUUCUGGCAGCACUUCGACUGCCGCCCCCACUGCCACCGCAGCGGAUGAUGACAGCAAAAUUCCCGCGAGGGUCGUUGAAAUCGCAUUGACCUGCCCGUAUUGCGGCUCCGGAAGCGUGCGCGUGGCCGUGAAUGGCGACCGCGUGACCGCCACAGUACCCUGCCAGAGAUGCUCCAGAUACUUCGCCAUCCCGGAGAAACAACGAAGAUGA
Ananas comosus (pineapple) is the source of this 841-nucleotide messenger RNA. RefSeq names its product chaperone protein DnaJ-like. The transcript has a single exon. Bases 32 to 841 code for a protein of 269 amino acids. NCBI's taxonomy places the organism in Eukaryota, Viridiplantae, Streptophyta, Magnoliopsida, Poales, Bromeliaceae. The record is from RefSeq and is a predicted model, not a curated record.